AUACACUUAGUCACUUUAAUUAAAAAAAAUACACUUUAUAUAUAAGUUCAUACCUAACUAUCUAAGGCCCUAAGUGGCUAAGAACUAAUUGUACGUCCUAAUUGGCUAAGUCGUCAGGUAAGCCUUCACUGUCUUCUUAUGCGAGCGCAGACUCUGCUUGCCUGAUUGAUGAACCGCUUCAUCUCCUACUCUCAUUCGUUAGUACAAGUGUGUAACCGUAUUCAUGUUGCUUCAUAAGUUUGUCUCAAGACACUCAAUUCUCGAUAAACCUAAAUGUCUAAUCAGCUAAUCUUAAUAACCUGUGCUAUCAAUUAAAUAGGUGUAAUGUUAUAAAUAACCUUUAAAAAAAAUCCAUGGAUGAUGUCUCCGAACCCCCAAUCAAUUUUUUGUAGUCCCCCAAAAUCAAAUCCUUACUCCACCCCUGUUUAUAGGUACAUUCCCUAUACUUUUAGGAGUUUAACAAGCACCUUCUAUAUUUAGUUUUAUCCCUUGUGAGACCUCUUCAUCCAUUCUCUUUUAUACUAACAUACAUACUAUAAGACGACUGAGAAAAGAGCUGGAAGAAAGCGAAUGUGAGAGCCCCAUAUAAAAAGAUCUUUAGAUUCAAAGAUAUUUUUUUGCCCAAGUGAGCUUGUCAGUUGUCACACGAAACUCCAAGGACUUGGGAAGACUGACUUGAUAGUUUAUUUAAGUUGGUAAAACUAAAAGACCAGCUAAUCCCAGAGAAAUAAACUCACCUGACUCAUAGCUUAUUUAAGUAGUAGCUCUUCAAUUGCAAUUCGCAUCAACUGUUUCACUCUCUACUUGGUCAUUUUCCCAGUAACCAAACAGAUUUUUAUUUUUGAAUGGCAUCCCCAGCCAAAGAAAUAGCCAAUGAGCUCGUUCCCUUAGUUCGCGUCUACACGGACGGCUCAGUCGAACGAUUCGACGGCUUGCACUAUGUGCCACCAUCACCAAACCCAGAUCCACAAACUGGUGUGUCAUCAAAGGACAUAACAAUCUCCGAAAACCCCAAAAUCUCUGCUCGUCUCUACCUCCCAAAAAUCGAACAACAAGACCAAAAACUCCCUAUAUUGGUCUAUUUCCAUGGCAGUGCAUUUUGCGUUGCAUCUGCCUUUCAAUCCGCUCACGAUCCUUACUUGAAUCUUCAGGUCUCUCAGGCCAAAGUGGUUGCGGUCUCUGUUGAGUACAGGCUGGCUCCAGAGCACCGUCUUCCUGCAGCAUAUGAGGACAGCUGGGCCGCUCUCAAUUGGGUCGCAUCUCACUCAACAACCCAAAACGAGCUCGAUAAGGAUCCAUGGCUGUUGAAUCAUGGAGACUUUGACAGGCUUUACAUAGGAGGUGAGAGUGCUGGGGGUAAUAUAGUUCAUAACAUCGCAAUCAGAGCAGGAUCUGAGAAUCUGGAAGGAAAUGUCAAAAUCUUGGGUGCCUUUAUUUCUCAUUCUUACUUUUGGGGCUCAAAACCAAUUGGGUCUGAAAAUGAUCCUAGUAAGCCCAAGCCUUAUGUGGGUUCGAAUUCAAUAUCAUUUGCUUCAGAUCCUAGUUUAGGUCAUGAUAAGUCCUUCCCAGCUUUGGUUUGGAGCUUUGUGUACCCAUCUGCUCCUGGAGGCCUUGAUAAUCCGAUGCUCAACCCGGAAGGUCCUGGGGCGCCGAGCUUGGCAGGGCUUGGGUGUUCGAGGUUGUUGAUUGUUGUGGCCGGGGAAGAUGAACUGAGAGACAGAGGUGUUCGUUACCAUGAAUUGGUGAAAGAGAGUGGUUGGAGAGGUGAAUUGGAGUUCCAUGAAGACGAGGAAGAACAUCAUGGUUUUUACAUUGUAAAUCCUGAUACUGGGAAAGCUAAGAACCUGAUCAAACGCUUCGCUGAUUUUCUCAAGUGAUUAUUGAUUAGUAUUGGAGGAUUUUUUGUCGGAUGUCGUUGCGGUUACGCCACAGAUAUUAGAUUGGGAGUCCAUUGAAUGGACCACUAUGGGUGGGGAUGGGAGGGGCUGGAAUGAUUCCAGCCACACCCAUCCCCUAUGGAUGAGAAUGGCACGACAAAACAUGUCCCGCAUUAGAAAAAAACUAUGUCCAGCACUCCAUGCUAGUAAUAAAUUUUUUUUUUGGCUUUUAUUAUUAAGUCUUUUAUGGCCAAAAGUAUCUUGUGGUUUAUGUAAUUUAUUAGUAUCUCCUGUACUGCAAAUGGUUAUAAGAACCCCUCGAACUUAUGUAUUUCUCUUGU
Molecule: messenger RNA, 2218 nt
Organism: Tripterygium wilfordii
Lineage: Eukaryota; Viridiplantae; Streptophyta; Magnoliopsida; Celastrales; Celastraceae
Product: 2-hydroxyisoflavanone dehydratase-like
Exons: 1
Coding region: 846-1877 (343 amino acids)
Molecular function (GO): hydrolase activity
Source: RefSeq, a predicted model, not a curated record